AUGAAGGUUAACAAAUAUUACGAUCUUGCCACAAGCUUCUAUGAGUACGGUUGGGGAGAAUCAUUCCAUUUUGCCCCAAGAUGGAAAGGGGAAUCUCUUCGUGAAAGCAUCAAGCGACAUGAGCACUUUCUUGCUUUACAACUUGGCAUAAAGCCUGGGCAAAAGGUUUUGGAUGUAGGAUGUGGAAUUGGUGGACCUUUGAGAGAAAUCGCUAGAUUUAGUUCCACAUAUGUGACAGGAAUAAACAACAAUGAAUAUCAGAUAACAAGAGGAAAGGUACUAAACCGUGCUGCAGGAGUGGAGCAAACCUGCAAUUUUGAGAAGUUUGAUGCAGUGUAUGCAAUUGAAGCUACUUGUCACGCUCCUGAUGCGGUUGGAUGCUACAAAGAGAUAUACAGAGUCUUGAAGCCAGGUCAGUGUUUUGCUGCAGAUGAGUGGUGCAUGACUGAUGUAUUUGAUCCAAAUAACCAAGAUCACCAACAAAUUAAGGCAGAAAUUGAGCUUGGUGAUGGCCUCCCAGACAUUAGAUCCAUAAGACAAUGUCUUGCUGCAUUGAAAGAAGUGGGUUUUGAAGUUAUAUGGGAGAAAGAUCUAGCUAAAGAUUCACCCCUUCCAUGGUACUUACCUCUCGAUACAAGUCAAUUCUCUCUUGUCAAUUUUCGUGUUACAGUUGUUAGACGCUUUUUUACAAGGAACAUGGUUAAGGCCUUUGAAUGGAUGGGACUUGCUCCAAAAGGGAGUCAAAGGGUUCAAGCUUUUUUAGAGAAAGCUGCCGAUGGGCUUUUCGCUGGCGGAAAGAAGGAGAUAUUCACACCAAUGUACUUCUUCUUGGCUAGAAAGCCCAAGUAG
This is a messenger RNA of Lactuca virosa, 849 nucleotides long. The record is from the annotation of a GenBank genome assembly. Lineage: Eukaryota; Viridiplantae; Streptophyta; Magnoliopsida; Asterales; Asteraceae.